AUGUCUGACCAACGCGUAUUCUCUAGAUACAAAGCAAGUGAAAUCAAAUCUGAUUUACAACAUGUAGAUUUGAAAAGAGCUAAGGUAAGUGGCAUGAGAAGAAAAUUGGCCCUUAAAAAAAUUAUAGCUAAUUUAAUGUUAGGUAAUUAUACAGAAAUGAUCCAAUUGUUUCCUGAAAUACUUAAGUUUUGGAAAAUCGAAGAUGAUUUUGAAGUUAGAAAAAUUUGUCAUGAAUAUGUAAGAACAUUUGGUUCUAUCAAGCCAAGAAGUAUGGUUGAAGCACUUUCCUAUAUAAUGGAUGAUUUGAAGGGUCAUGAUGAAACUAUUCAACUAUUAGCGUUAGAAACAUUGAUCAGUGUUCCAUUAACUAAAUUUACAGAUGAGGCGUUUAAUUUUAUUAUUAGUCUUGUUAAUCGUCGAUCUGUUUCUAUAAGGUUAUUAGAAGCUGCUAUUUAUUCGUUAUUACAACUGAAUGAUUUUGACCAUGAAAGAGUAAUGAGUUUAACACAUAUUCUAUAUGACAUUAUAGAGCAACAUCUGGAAUCACCUAGUGUCCAGAUAGCUGCAUUAAAGACACUGUACUCUUUAUUAGACAAUGAAAAGAAUGUGGACAGAUUAAGUUUAUCCAUCGAUGUUGCAUAUAACUUAUUGGAUAAUAUUCCAUCAUUAAAUGAAUGGGAUAUUGCUUUUGUGUUGGAGUGCUUAGUUACAACAGUAGUUCCAAAUACAUAUUCUGAUGCCUAUGCCUUAAUUGACACUGUACUACCACAGUUGCAACAUGUAAAUACCUCAGUCGCUUUAAACGCUUUAAAAUUUAUCUUAUAUUUAAUAAAUUAUGUUGAUGAAGUGGAUGUAGCUCUAACAAUAAGAUUAUCUAAUUCUGUUACCGCCCUUUUGGAAAAACCAUCGGAAUUACAGUUUUUAAUACUUAGAAAUAUUAUUUUACUUUUAUUGUCCAGAGAAAAACCAAUUAUUGACGUUGAUGUUUCUUAUUUUUUUAUUGAGUUUAACGAUCCAAUCUAUAUCAAAGAUACAAAGUUGGAAUGUCUCUAUUUAUUAGCAAAUGAAAUCAAUUUACCCCAAAUUUUGGAAGAAUUAGAACAAUAUUCUACUGAUAUUGAUAUCCAAAUGUCACGAAAAGCAGUAAGAGCAAUUGGUAAUUUAGCUGUGAAAUUAGGAGAAAAAGCAGCUGAUAAUUGUAUUAUAACAUUAUUUCAUCUGAUUGAAUUUGGUGUAGAAUACGUAGUUCAAGAAAUCAUAGCUGUAUUCAGAAACAUUUUAAGAAAAUAUCCACAUAGAUAUGAAAAAGAAGUUAUCACACUUAUGCAUUAUAUAGAAUAUGUUCAAGAACCAGAAGUUAAAAAUGCUAUUAUAUGGAUUAUUUCAAAUUAUUCAGAUGUCUUGGAUAACUACAUUGAAUUAUUUGAGAAUAUAGUCUCUAAUGUUAAAGACGAACAAUUAGAAGUACAAUUUGCUAUUUUAAAUGCUUCAGUAAAAUUAUAUGUAAAAACAUCAUUAUCACGGAUAGAGAAUUUGUGUCAACUAUUAUUCAACUUUUUUAUUGAAAAAACUAAUAAUCCCGAUUUGAGAAGUAGAGCAUUAAUGUAUUCAAGAUUGCUCUCCAUGGCUAAACAAAGGCCUGACAUCAUUAACCAAAAAACAUUAAAGGAUCUUUUAAAUGGAGAAAUACCAAUUAUAGAAAUAAAUUCAAAACUUGACCCUGUAAUCUUAGAAGAAUUGGAGUUAAAUAUAGGUACAGUUACCUCUAUUUAUUUAAAACCAACAGUACAAAUUUUCAAAGAGAGUAAAAUAAAAACUUUACCUAAAAGUCCAAUAUUACAUCUGGAUAAGAAUACUUUGCAAAUUACUCAGAAUAACAGUAUGUUAAAUGAUGCACAUAAGGAAGUAAAUGGUAAUAUGACAAUUUCUUCAACAGAAACAAAUAAUAGAAACCUUUCACACAAUGUCACAAUGGGAGACUAUGAUAGACCAGCUCAAAAAGUUAAUCAAUUAAAAAGUAGAAGGAAAUCCAGUGUGAAUUUAAAUAGUCCUAUAAAAAAUAUCAGCAGAAAACCAUCAAUGUUGAUUAGAAAGCUAUCACUUAAAAGAAAUGAUUAG
This is a messenger RNA of Arxiozyma heterogenica, 2118 nucleotides long. It is a transcript of the gene APL1, whose product is annotated as Apl1p. NCBI's taxonomy places the organism in Eukaryota, Fungi, Ascomycota, Saccharomycetes, Saccharomycetales, Saccharomycetaceae. Gene Ontology annotation, cellular component: membrane coat. The coding region runs from base 1 to 2118 and encodes 705 amino acids. The record is from RefSeq and is a predicted model, not a curated record. Gene Ontology annotation, molecular function: clathrin binding. The transcript has a single exon. Gene Ontology annotation, biological process: intracellular protein transport; vesicle-mediated transport.